Scleropages formosus (Asian bonytongue) is the source of this 6268-nucleotide messenger RNA. RefSeq names its product SMG7 nonsense mediated mRNA decay factor (gene smg7). Gene Ontology annotation, cellular component: telomerase holoenzyme complex. The record is from RefSeq and is a predicted model, not a curated record. Gene Ontology annotation, biological process: nuclear-transcribed mRNA catabolic process, nonsense-mediated decay. Gene Ontology annotation, molecular function: telomeric repeat DNA binding; protein binding; telomerase RNA binding. The transcript has 23 exons. Lineage: Eukaryota; Metazoa; Chordata; Actinopteri; Osteoglossiformes; Osteoglossidae. The coding region runs from base 540 to 4058 and encodes 1172 amino acids.
UCGAUUUGAACCAAAAUGGCGCUUGUUUCACAAAGCCUGGUGAUAGGAGAUGGAAGCCGAGGCCACUAGUGCUUUGUCUUGAUCACAUUUUUGCUUGGGCCGCAUAGGUAGAAAAAGUCUCCCACAAACAGUAACAACUGUUCUUUGAAGAUCAUGUUUGUACCUGUCUACGGAGUAAAAAAGUUUGGAGGAUAACUCGUUUUACCUAUCUGGCAGUGAAUAUCAACACGCUACAUAGCUGCUUAAGUGCAUGAUUUUUGGGACUUAGUGCCUAGCCUAGUCUCCGCGUUGCGGAACUCUUAUUCACUUCUGCUCAUACCAUCCAAACAACGAGUUCUUUUUUUCCCCAGGGGUGUUUUGGUUUCCUGUUAUUUAUUAUUCAGAAGUGCCCCGAGCGGACUUGUUUCCAAGGGUGAUGGUCAGUUUGUUCGCGUUCCCGGCGGCGGCCGCUGGUGACCGAGAGAGCGACAAGAUGGCGGCGGGAGCCGCUCCGGUUUCUGCUGGAUCACUGUGUUUUUAAAGACCGGCGACCGGCCAGGAUGAACCUGUGCGCCCAGUAUUUAAGGCAAGCAGAGGCCCUGAAGGCUGACAUGACAGAUUCAAAGCUGGGUCCAGCAGAUAUCUGGACAUCAAGGCAAGCUCUGCAGGACCUUUACCAGAAGAUGUUGGUGACAGACCUGGAGUAUGCUUUAGACAAAAAAGUGGAACAAGACCUCUGGAACCAUGCAUUUAAGAAUCAAAUAACAACACUACAGAGUCAAGCCAAGAAUAGAGGUAACCCUAACAGAAGUGAAGUUCAGGCCAACUUAUCCCUGUUUCUUGAGGCAGCUAGUGGAUUCUACACACAACUGUUGCAGGAAUUGUGCACAGUGUUCAAUGUGGACUUGCCUUGUCGGGUCAAGUCAUCUCGACUGGGAAUAAUCAGCAAUAAACAGAAUAACACCAGCGCCAUUGUAAAACCCCAACCAAGCUCUUGCUCAUAUAUUUGCCAGCAUUGUCUUGUGCACCUUGGAGACAUUGCACGGUAUCGCAAUCAAACCAGCCAGGCAGAGUCCUAUUAUAGACAUGCGGCUCAACUUGUACCUUCAAAUGGGCAACCUUAUAAUCAACUGGCUAUAUUGGCCUCCUCUAAAGGUGACCACCUCACAACGAUUUUCUACUACUGCAGGAGCAUUGCUGUCAAGUUUCCUUUUCCUGCAGCUUCCACAAACUUGCAGAAAGCACUCUCCAAAGCUCUGGAAAGCCGUGAUGAGGUUAAAACCAAAUGGAGUGUUUCUGAUUUCAUCAAGGCCUUCAUUAAGUUUCAUGGCCAUGUGUACUUGAGUAGGAGUCUUGAGAAGCUCAGUAGUCUAAGGGAGAAGCUGGAAGAACAAUUUCAGAGGUUAAUUCUUCAGAAGGCCUUCAGCUCUCAGCAGCUGGUACAUAUUACGGUCAUUAAUCUGUUUGAACUCCACCAUCUGAGGGACUACAGUAGUGAGGCAGAUGAACAAAACUUCAGCCCGGAUGAACAGAUCAGCUGGAUCCAACUGCUAGCCCUCUUCAUGUCAUUUUUGGGCAUCAUGUGCAGCAGGGCUUUGCUCAGUAAGAACCAUGAGGAGGUCCUUGGCGAGUGCCCUCUUCCAGCCAUCAAGGUUUCUUUAGACUGGUUAAAACUGCGGCCACGAGUCUUCAAUGAGAGCGCAGUGGACAAAAGACAGUAUGUUUGGUCAUGGCUGGUUGCAAUCCUGAACAGCUUCCAGCCAAGGGAAGAUGAUGUGACUUGUACUCCAGUGAUGCCCUUACCAGAGGAAUUUGAGCUGCAGGGGUUUCUGGCUCUCAGGCCCGCUUUACGAGCACUUGAUUUUUCAAAAGGGCAUCAGGGCAUCAUUGGUGAUAAAGGUCUGCCUACCCGAGCUCGUCAUCAGAGACUCAUCAGUCUAGGAAAGUGGGUAGCUGACAAUCAGCCGAGGUUGAUACAAUACCGCAUUGAAGAUGGUGUUCUCCAGUUCAUAACUGACAUACCACAAAUGAUAAUUGAAGAGCCCCAGGAUAAAGAUGGCCUCGUGCUCCAGGAAUCCUCCAACAGUGACCCUCCAUCUAGUGAGGGCAGCAUGGGGCUCAAGUCUGUGCUUUCAGUGGGCAAAUCCCACGGUGGCGGUCCAGAGGGUGGUGAGAGGCCAGUGGUUACAUUCAAGGAGAAUAUCAAGCCACGUGAGCAUAGCCGGGAACUGGCCCGCAAUCUCCACCAGAAAGAGGGGAGCAAGGAUAGGAGGGACUACAGUAAGGGCAACGGCACCCCCUGCAAGAAUGAACAGAAGAAAGACAACAAAAGAAAGAAUGAGUCUAAGAAAAACAGCCACGAGAAGACUCCAGAUUCAGGAAAACAGGCAAAAGGCCAGUCUGAGAUGACAAAGGUGCCAGUAUCGGAGUCCAGAAAGACUCCAGUGACACAGACUCAGACCACUAGUUCCUCCCAGUUCAUCCCCAUCCAUCACCCAGGAGCCUUCCCUCCACUUCCCAGCAGGCCUGGAUUCCCCCCUCCGGCUUAUGUUAUACCCCCUCCUGUGGCCUUCUCCAUGAACCCAGGCUUCACGUUCUCUACUGGGGUGUCUGUUCCUGGACCCUUUCUACAACCUGCCUCCCACACUCAGACAGGCACCCAGAUACCAGCUGGGAAACAGUCACACAUUCCUUACAGUCAGCAAAGGCCCUCGGGGCCAGGAGCCAUUAACCAAGGUCCCCAGCAGCAACAACAAGGACAGCAGCCAUUGCAGCCAUCCGCACAGCUGCAGGUGCAGGCUUUGUCUCAGCAGCAGCAACAGCAGCAGCAGCAAUCUCCCACAAAACCCAUGGCAGCCCAGCAAGGCAAAAGUCCCCCUCACCAUCCAGGCAUGCAGCAGUACAUGCAGGUCAGUGAGCAGUCAGGCCAGCUGUGGAACCAACACCAGCCCCAGCCAUCACUGCAGAAGAUGCCGCUGCCUGUGAAGCAACCCUUCUUCAUGUCACCCCAGGACCCAAUGAAGCUCUUUGAACAUCAGGUGCAGGCAGUGCCCAUGCAGCCUCCACAGUCCAUCAGCACGGACAAGAAGGUCAAAUAUCCAGAAGUCAAAGCACAGGAUUUCUACUGGGAAUCUCCUUAUCGUAUGGCAGACAACCAACCUAUGAUGAGUCAUCAAGUGACCAAUGAGCGGCUCAUCAAGCGUCAGCCGGUCUUUUGCCCUGAAAAGGAUUGUGUGCCCAGGUUGUCAUCUUUUGAGGACAACAAGAGCUCCCCUCUUCUACCUCCUGACCUGUUAAAAAGUCUAGCUGAUUUUGAGGAGGAGGAAGAGCUGGCCUUUACUAAGCCGCAUGAUUUCUACCAGGCUUUGGCUGGCCCACUUAGCACUGCUCCUGGACGAAACAUAUUUUUGCCAAACUUGUCAAGACUGGACAGAGCACCUGAGGUUAUUUCACAGUCAUCUUCCCUUCUGCCCUUGUCUGGAUUUUCAGCUCAGGAGAAUUCCUAUCAAAACAGCAGCAUUUUUAGUGAAGCCUAUGGGAAAAACAUGACCCCAAAUCCCAAACCAGAUAUUCCCUUGGCACACCAGGAGGCUUCACUCUAUUCCCUGUUUGAAGGCACUCCGUGGUCUCCUUCUCUUCCUGCCAGCUCAGACCACUCAACACCAGCAAGCCAGUCUCCCCACUCCUCAAAUCCCAGCAGUUUGCCCUCAUCUCCACCCACACACAGUCAUGGCUCUAUCCCCUUCUCUAACUUUGGACCCAUUGGGACCUCUGACAGCCGAGACAGGAGGAUGACAGACCGCUGGAAGGCAGAGAAAACGGUUGGGGGCUUCGGUUUGGACUACUUGCCCGCUGUGUCUUCGUCUGAGAACAGUUGGCACCAAGCAAGUGCUCCCAGCAGCACCUGGGCAGCGCAGGAGUCACCCAUGGAGGACUCCUCUACAGUCCUCUUGGACAGUCUUAAGUCAAUCUGGUCCAGCUCCAUGAUGCAUCCAGGCCCCUCAGCCCUGGAACAGCUGCUCAUGCAACAGAAGCAGAAGCAACAGAGGGGACACGGCACCAUGAACCCACCGCACUGAAGCCGACAGACGCAAGGCUUUGUGGAAAUCAACAGCAUUUGGGGGCUGUGGGAAGGCCAACGACCCAAACGCGUUCGACAGCCUCCCGUACGACUCUCCCCCGCCCCGCCGGGCGAGAGUAGAGCGACCGCGUUCUCACUCUGCAGCUCCACUGCACAGACGGGUGCGCACUCUCACUCAGCUGCUCUGCACCAAGCUGCAGCUAAGCGACUUACGGACAAGAGCUCCCCCCCCCUCCCCCCCUCCGUUGACACCAUACUUCCCGACCUCUGUAGAAUGAUAGGGAAGGACCACCGUACGGCUCUUCAAGACUCCUGGUUCAUCCUUAAAACCUCUUGUCUCAAAGAGGACAGGCAAGUGUUGAAAACUGGUACGCUGUACAGGAGUGCCAGGAUCAGGAGGGAAUGGGGUAGAAGGCAAGGCCACCUAAGGCAUAUCAAGUUGUUGGGGGGGUGGAGAAGAGUGUGUUCUACUUAAGUCGCUUUUUGUUUUUUCCUUGGAGUAAGGCGUUUUUUAUCUGGUUAAAAAUGAAGUAUAUUGAAAUGGUAGGGAUGAGUGCAUUUCUUUCCGAAAGCAUUCAGAAGUCAAUACAGAACGGAGCGAGUUGGACGCCCCCUCUGCUCAUCAGGCAGCAGAAACGUACUUUUUAGGUAUAUUGAAAUGAUGGAAAACAUCUCCAGGCCCAUAAGGUUAAUUGCGCUGCUGGCUACCAGCGAUGCUGGGUUGACAGUUGCAGAAAGAAUGAGAAGCUUGUGUAGGCGGGGGUGUAAUCUAUUGAUUAGUAUUGACAACUGCAGUAGAGAUUGCUAUAUUAUAAUACUGUAUUGUGUGAUUCGUUAUGUAGCAGUUCUAGACUUAUGAAAUACAGGCUAUAUAUGUACACAAUAGUUUACUGCUGAUAGGGGUGGGAUGUUUAUGUUCCUCAUAUUUCUCCUAUACCUGCUUCCUUUGAGUAUACACUCUAGCUUACCAGCAUAGCAGUUUUGUUCAUGUUCUGCCUUUUUUGUAUUUUUAAGAAGUUUGGUGGCUCUCUCUGUGCCUGGUCUUUUUUUUUUUUAUUAUUAUUAUUUUGAUUGUUACAAUCAUGGUUGGCAGCAUCUUUGAAUAAUAAAAAUUGACGGGUCCAGCAAAGCUGCUGGUUCAGCAGUAUGGGGCACAAACCACAUAGCAUUGUUUUCAAAAGAGCAUUGCAGGUAUGGACCUUGCAAGAAGCCACUAUGAAAUGAGCAGCGGUGGUGAGAUCCAUGCUGAUGGCCUCUGGCACACAUAUUGAAAAAGAUAAAUAUAUAUUUUGUGGUUUAAAAACUAAAGCAUAAAAGGGAAAGUCCCCACCCUCCCAAUGUUCAGAAUAUUUUAUUAAAGACCACUUUAAAUGAUGUGUCUACUUGAUGUGUUGACUGUGCUUGUUGCAUUGAAAUAUAUAUAUUAAAUAAGGAAAAAAAAUAAUUUGGACUGAAUGCUAAGAUGUGAUUGGUUAAAAGCCUUGCAUCACUUUUCAGUACUUUAACAUCUCCAGAAAAAUAACUGCACUAAUUUUUUUUUUUUUUUUUUUAAAAAUCUGUGCAUUUUCAUUGGGAUUGAAAAUCUUGCUGUGCUCUUAAUCAGCAUCAGUUGUGUUUCCAAGUGUUCCUAAGCUGUUUAGAUGGCGCGUUUAAGAACUCUUUGUGCUCGUUUAAAACUACGCAGGAGUUUUAUGAAGACUGGGAAAGGCCUGAGACCCUACACAGAGAAACGGUUUCUCUAUAAGGGGGGUGAUGUUACAUCCUUCCUGGGCUUUGAAACCAGCUAGGUAGGUUUAGAUUUUGUUCCACCUCGUGCUCCUUAGAAUUCCAGCAAGCUGAACAGUGGAUUUGGAGAGUCUUUCCUAAGCAUCUUGUACGAAGACUUGCAGGAACACUGCAUUUAGUGCAGUAAACAUUCCAGUGUGGGUGUCCUGCAGUCCGCCCUUACAGCAUGCAGCACAGCCAGUCACCAUCAGUCACCAUGAAACCAUGUUGCAAAGUUCACCUUGGAACUCUGCAUGAGAAUAUGGCUUAUGGAAUGUUUUGUGUAUUAUUGGAUAGGUGUUGAGGUACUCUGAAGUGAAAGGGGGUGGGGCAUUAUUAACAAACUUGGUUUUGUGUUCUAAGCUUUUGUGUUACCUGUCUGUGUAGGCACUCUUCAGCAGUUGCUGAACUCGGCUAUGCCUUUAAUAAAGUAAACCAUGUUCU